Molecule: messenger RNA, 465 nt
Organism: Soboliphyme baturini
Lineage: Eukaryota; Metazoa; Nematoda; Enoplea; Dioctophymatida; Soboliphymatidae
Source: the annotation of a GenBank genome assembly
AUGACCGCCGUUUGUCUGGUCGUUAACAUAACUUCACCGGCGGGUCUUGGCGACGACGAUGAAGAACGAGGAGCAAGAGAUGGUUUUUGGUGCAAAUCAUAUUCGCAAGAUUUGACUCGAUUACGCGCACAAUCGUCACUAGCCGCCAUUCGUCCACCGUCACAUCUGUCCAUUGUGACGGCCCUGUUCAUGUGGACGAUUACGAUCAUCGGUCAGAUCGUUCGUUCGUUCGUUCGAUCGUUCGAUCGUUCAACUCCUCCCACCCUGCUGACCGCCAUCUGUUUAUCUGUUCAUCCGUUCAUCCGAUUUUCACAAUAUCCGUCAGACGAAACUUAUGCGGCCACGUCGUAUGACCUCGUGUCACCCCGGUCGUCGUCGUCGUCGUCGUUUUGCCGGCUGCACGCAAACGCCCGUCGCAGCAGGUCGUACUGCACCGCACACGACCCGCGACACACAACGUCCUGA